AUGAGUCAAGAGUCCAGCCACAAUGAACCCGUCACCCCUGCUGCGCCUAUCAAUGGGAAGAAGAAAUCCAAUCGCCUAACUAACAUCGAGACCUACCUGAAGGAGAUGAAGAAAGACAUUAAUGAACUCCGUGACCAGAACAAGGAGGUCGGAGGAGGAGCUGAGAAGACCUACACAGGAAGGCAGCGAAGGCUAGAAGAGUGGCGUCAAGAACAUGGAGAUAGUCAACAGGGCGGACCCCAACGCCGAGGCAAACUUCAACGUGAAGGACAGAACGAUGAAGAGGGUGAGAUUCGUCCCCGAUCUCCUAAUGGAACAGACCGUCUGAAGCUGCAAACUUUCGAACCUAGCCUUCGCGGCUCAUUCUCUGGUUUCUCUCGCAUGCCAACUAAAAGUCAGAGUGAAUACCUUGACCUAGGGGAUUUGCUUGAGGCAAAGAAAGCUCAGUACGUCCGACCUCAUAAUCGCGAUCGUGAAGUUGAUCGUGAUCGUGAGGUCAAUCAUGGUCGUGAUCGUGAGGUCGAUUGUGACCGGGAAGUGGAUCAGUCUGAAGUUCGCCCUAAUAGAGACGAGCAAGCUGGGGAAAGUAGAAUUUUGGAGGCCAUGAAGCGGAUGCAAGAUGAGAUGGAUCGUAAGGUGGAACUUCGCCUAACGGCCCUUGAGCGUGAACGGGGCCCAGGACCUCUCGACCUGGUCACGACAACUGACACCCUACCAUUCACUAAGGACAUCCUUGAAUUCAAGCUCCCAAAAGAUUUUAAACAGCCUAGGAUGUGA
This is a messenger RNA of Prunus armeniaca (apricot), 777 nucleotides long. The record is from the annotation of a GenBank genome assembly. Lineage: Eukaryota; Viridiplantae; Streptophyta; Magnoliopsida; Rosales; Rosaceae.